This is a messenger RNA of Aptenodytes forsteri (emperor penguin), 1684 nucleotides long. RefSeq names its product extracellular tyrosine-protein kinase PKDCC. The transcript is spliced from 7 exons. The record is from RefSeq and is a predicted model, not a curated record. The coding region runs from base 1 to 915 and encodes 304 amino acids. Gene Ontology annotation, molecular function: non-membrane spanning protein tyrosine kinase activity. Lineage: Eukaryota; Metazoa; Chordata; Aves; Sphenisciformes; Spheniscidae.
AUGGAACUGCAAAGCCAGGCUGCUCAGGAUGGCUCCUGCCCCUGCAUCCUGCAGCUGCACGGUCAAUGCUACGAUAAUAGCGGAGAUCCUGAAAUACGGGUGACAGCCAUGCUGGAGCUGGGAUCCCCCCUGGAGAUGAUUCAGCUUCUGCAGACCCCCUGGGAGGAGAGAUUUAAAAUUUGCCUGAGUCUUGUGAAACUGCUGUUUUACUUGGCACAUUCCCCCCUGGGUUCAAUAGUCCUCUUGGAUUUCCAGCCAAGGCAGUUUGUUAUGGUGGAUGGAAACCUAAAAGUGACAGACAUAGAUGAUGCCAGCACUGAGGAACUGUCAUGCAGGGAAGAUAAUGAUUGCACACUCGACUUCCCUACAAAAAGCUUUCCUCUCAAAUGCUCUGCAGUUGGGAAAUGUGAAGGAAUAAAUGAAAAGAAGAAUCUUUUCAAUGCAUAUCGGUAUUUUUUCACCUAUCUUUUGCCACACUCUGCACCACCAGCUUUGCAGCCUUUUUUGAGUGAUAUUCUGAACGCAACAGGUGAUUUACGAUAUGGGAUAAAUGAAACCCUGAAAGCUUUUGAAAAGGUUUUACAUCUGUACAAGUCUGGGCUCUAUCUGCAGAAAAGACCUCUUCAUUUAAAAGACUACAUCUCCCUAAAGGGCUUCCGAAUGGUGGAAGGAGAAGACUACAAGUGCUGGCCCUCCUACAGCCACCUGGGAUGCCUGCUCUCUGUUCACAGCGCUGAGGAAGCCGCCACAAUUUGUAACUCCCAAUCGCAGUGUCAAAGUUUUAUCGUCACCCAGCGGAGGACGUGGACAGGACGCCCACUCGCCUCAUUUCAGAGUAGCCCAACUGAUUUAAUACCGGAUGCUAACGCUGUAGUCUAUAUUAAACGAUCGGCUUCCUCUGGGGAAAGACUUUAAAGACAAUGAGAUCACAUAAUAUGAUCCUGGGAGGAACAAACGACUGGGAAGAAUGUCAUCCGCUGAAAAGAAUGACAUAUUUUAUUUAGCUUUGGGAUGGGAUCUCCUUGCCAGCUCAGAUAGAGUCAAAUGCUGCUGUCUCCUUGAUCAAAGCUCAGAUUUCUCAUUGCAGCCCUGCUAGCUUCUUUAUCUGUUCCCACACUGCUGUUCCGCAUAAAUGCUCCCAGUUUUAGUCAAAUGUCACUAGACUGUGCAAUACCUAGCCUUGCUGCUUUGGUAACCAGCUUGUCAGCCAAGAAAUAGAAAUAGCUGCAAGGGAUCCAGCUUGGGUAGGCUUAGUUAGUUCAGUCACCUCCAAAAACCUAUUGAUAACACACCUUGGAGAAGGCAGUGGCUCCUUCUGCAGCUGCCGACCAGGAUUUCGUACCACUGCAAAUGUAAAGGACUGGAUUUCAGCGAUGGGUCGAGGUUGCAGGGUUGGGAUCCAUAACCAGAGGUUGAUGAUGGGGGUGGUCUUCCAAGGAGGGUCCUGAUUCAGUUCCGUCCAGGGCAGGGGAAGGAGGUGGUGUAUAGGUCAACUCUGGAACCAAAUGUCUGGAUGUUUGGAUGCAGGAUUUGCAUUUGACCCUGUGCGAUUUGUAAUGCCAGCUCCCAUGUAUCAACCUUGAAGGUUUUUCUCUGUUACUUUCCGUGAAAGAGCAAGACAUUAAAAUUAUUUAUGUAUAAGGCAUUACUCUGUAUGAUAAAGAAUGACUAUGUUUAUUCUAAA